Siniperca chuatsi (mandarin fish) is the source of this 9880-nucleotide messenger RNA. It is a transcript of the gene notch2, whose product is annotated as notch receptor 2. Gene Ontology annotation, biological process: cellular response to tumor cell; Notch signaling pathway; regulation of DNA-templated transcription. The record is from RefSeq and is a predicted model, not a curated record. Gene Ontology annotation, molecular function: protein binding; signaling receptor activity; calcium ion binding. Gene Ontology annotation, cellular component: signaling receptor complex; membrane. NCBI's taxonomy places the organism in Eukaryota, Metazoa, Chordata, Actinopteri, Centrarchiformes, Sinipercidae.
UAAGUGGAGGACUUUUUCCUGCCGUGUGUGACAAGUACAAGUUUAAUUUAUGUGUAUUUUAAACGGUUUUAACGGAACGGCUCGUGGAACAUAUGUAAAGAUUACUGAAAUGUAAUUUGGCACUACGAGUAGUUUUUUCCUCUUAAUUGUGUGUGAGCCAUUUUCAACCAGACUUUUUUAGAGAACUAACCGUCCUGGGAGACAACUCAACUUUGGGCUUCGACCUUAUGUGGAUUUUACAGAAAAUAUGGAGCAGAUCCCCGGUUUCUCCUCGGGCAAAUCACUAGUCUUUGUCUUAUGCUUCAUCCACCUGUCUUUGGCUCUGCAGUGUAUGGAUGAUAAGGCGCCUUGUGUUAACAACGCUACUUGUCUGACCUUUAACAAUGGCACUGAAUACUGCAGGUGUGCACCAGGAUAUCUGGGUGAGUACUGCCAGCAUAAGGACCCUUGUCAACCUGGCUACUGCCUGAAUGGAGGGAACUGCUCUGUGUCCAUGUCAGCUGGUGUACCUGUACCGGGCAGCGCCACCUGCACUUGCCCUCUUGGCUACACCGGACAGCACUGCCAAACUCCCCAGAACUCCACUUGUUACCCCAACAACCCCUGUGCCAACAGAGGUGUCUGCACCCUGCUGUCCCUUGACAAGUACAAGUGUGAGUGUGCCAGAGGAUGGACAGGACUGCGGUGUGAGCAUGAGGACAGCUGUCUAUCUAGUCCCUGUGCCAACGGUGGAACGUGUAGCUCUCUGUCUGGUGGUAGCUACACAUGUUCCUGUCCUCCUGGCUACACAGGUCCUCGCUGCCUUAACGACACAAAUGAAUGUGCCGCCACACCCUCUAUAUGCCAGAAUGAAGGAGUAUGCUUCAACACCCCUGGUUCCUACAAAUGUAUCUGUACCCCGGGGUUUACUGGCAGACACUGUGAAAGCUCAUACAUCCCUUGCUCACCUUCACCAUGCUUAAAUGGAGGCACCUGCCACCAGAACUCUGAAACCAGCUACUCGUGCCACUGCCUUCCAGGUUUCAAUGGGACUAACUGUGAGAACAACAUUGAUGACUGUCCCGGUCAUCAGUGUGCCAAUGGAGGAACCUGUAUGGACGGAGUCAACACCUACAACUGCCAGUGCCCUCCGGAGUGGACUGGUCAGCACUGUACAGAAGAUGUGAACGAGUGUCGCCUGCAGCCAAACACUUGCCAGAAUGGAGGUACCUGCAGCAACCUGAUCGGCAGCUAUGUCUGUGUGUGCGUAAAUGGCUGGAGUGGACCCGACUGCUCUCAAAACAUCGAUGACUGUGCUACAGCUGCGUGCAGCGCAGGCUCCACAUGCAUCGACCGUGUUGCGUCUUUUGUCUGCCUCUGCCCCCACGGAAAGACAGGUUUGCUCUGCCAUAGAGAUGACGCCUGUAUCAGUAACCCCUGUAGAGAGGGCUCUCAGUGUGACACCAACCCCAUCAGUGGCAUGUUCAACUGUAAUUGUCCACCUGGAUAUGUAGGCAGCACCUGCAACAUCGACAGAGACGAAUGCAGCAUUGGUACCAACCCUUGCGAGCAUGGUGGUCAGUGUGUGAACACCGACGGCUCCUUCACCUGUAACUGUGUUAGGGGUUAUGCCGGGCCACGCUGUGAACAAGAUGUCAACGAGUGUGCUUCGAACCCCUGCCAGAAUGAUGGCACAUGUCUUGAUCGUAUUGGGGACUACACCUGCAUCUGCAUGCCCGGAUUUGAGGGCACUCAUUGUGAGAUAGAGGUGAAUGAGUGUCUCAGCUCCCCCUGUCUGAACCAGGGUAAAUGUCUGGACCAGGUCAGCCGCUUUGUCUGCGAGUGCCCAGCAGGCUUCAGCGGUGAAAUGUGCCAGAUAGACAUAGAUGAGUGUUCCAGUACACCCUGUCUAAAUGGGGCCAAAUGUAUCGACCGACCCAACGGAUAUGAUUGUGAAUGUGCUGAAGGCUUCACUGGCCUACUUUGUGAUGAGAACAUCAAUGACUGCGUACCAGAGCCAUGCCACCAUGGUGUGUGUAAAGAUGGCAUCGCCACCUUCUCCUGUGAGUGCUACCCUGGAUACACAGGCUCGAUCUGUAAUAUCCAGGUCCAGGAGUGCCACAGCAACCCUUGUCAGAACCGAGGACGCUGCAUUGACCUGGUCAAUGCCUACCAGUGUAACUGCCCACCGGGAACCACAGGGGUGAACUGUGAGAUUAAUGAAGACGACUGUGCCAGCAACCCCUGUGAGUACGGAGAGUGCCAGGAUGGCAUUAAUGAGUACAAAUGUGUGUGCGCCCCAGGAUAUACAGGAGUUAAAUGUGAUGUGGAGAUCAACGAAUGCAACUCAAACCCAUGUAUGAGUGGGGGAACCUGCGUGGACAAGGUCAAUGGGUUCCACUGCCUGUGCCCACCCAGUACCCACGGCCCUCUGUGCCUCUCUGGGACCGACCACUGUGCUCCCCAGCCUUGUGUGCAUGGAGAUUGUGCUGAACAACAACACGGGUACCGUUGUGAGUGUGAAGCUGGCUGGGUGGGACAACACUGUGAGCAGGAAAAGGAUGAGUGCCAGCCCAGUCCGUGCCAAAAUGGUGGCACCUGUGUGGACCGACAUAAUGGCUAUACCUGUCAGUGCCAACCUGGAUUCAGAGGUGUGAACUGUGAGAAAAACAUAGAUGAAUGUGCAUCUGGGCCCUGUCUGAACCAAGGCAUUUGUAUAGAUGGAGUCAACAGUUACACCUGCCAAUGUAGUCUGCCAUUCACAGGUAAACACUGUGAGGUGGAACAGGUUCCCUGUGCCUCUCAUCCAUGUGAGAGUGGAGGAGUGUGUCGUCCAUCUGCAGACUACACCUCUUACACCUGUCGAUGUCCCGCUGGUUGGCAAGGUACACGCUGCAAUGAGGAUGUGGAUGAAUGCAAAAAGAGCCCUUGCAAAAAUGGCGGUCGUUGCAUGAACAGCCAAGGCAGCUACACGUGUAAAUGUCAACAUGGAUACAGCGGACACAACUGUCAGACAGACAUUGACGACUGCUCACCCAACCCAUGCCUGAAUGGAGGCUUCUGUGUGGACAAUGUUGGGAGCUUCUCCUGUGACUGCCGCCCGGGUUUUGAAGGGGAGCGCUGUGAGACUGAAGUAGAUGAGUGCGCCAGCCAGCCCUGCAGGAACGGUGCCAUCUGCCGGGACUAUGUCAACAGCUUUGUGUGUGAGUGCCGACCAGGCUUUGAUGGAAUCCUGUGUGAAAACAACAUCCUUGAAUGUACUGAGAGCUCCUGUCUGAAUAAUGGGACUUGCAUUGAUGACAUCAACACCUUCUCUUGCCGUUGCCGUCCUGGUUUUUACGGGACAUUCUGUGAGUACGAGCAGAACGAGUGCGACUCUCAGCCCUGUAAGAAUGGAGGCACCUGCACUGAUGGCCUGGGCACCUACCGCUGCACCUGCAGCGUGGGAUACAAUGGACAGAACUGCCAGAACUUUGUGAACCUGUGCAGCCAGGUGCGCUGUCACAAUGGCGGCUCCUGCUCUCAGACAGCGACCUCCUGGACCUGCCACUGUCCAGUGAGAUGGACAGGAAUUUACUGUGACGUCCCCAACAUGUCCUGUCAGGACUUUGCUGCCAGGAAAGGCCUGGAAGUGGAAAAUGUGUGUAAGAACGCCGGGCGGUGCAUGAAUGUGGGCAAUUCCCACAAGUGUCAGUGCCAGCCAGGAUACACGGGCAGCUACUGUGAAGAGAUGGUCAAUGAGUGCAAGUCAAACCCUUGUCGCAACGGAGCUACAUGCAAGGACUAUCAGGGCACAUACGAGUGUAUAUGUAAACCAGGCUACCAGGGGGUGAACUGUGAGUAUGAUGUCGAUGAAUGCCACUCUAGGCCCUGCCUCCAUGGAGGAACCUGUAUCAACCUCAUCAACCGCUUCACCUGCGCCUGCCCACCUGGAACACAUGGGCUCCAGUGUGAAACGAACGUGGAUGACUGUGCCCCCAAGUCUGACCUCUUGGAACCUCGCUGUAAGAAUGGAGGACAGUGUGUUGAUGGUGUGGGGCGUUACACCUGCUCCUGCCCUCCAGGAUUCGUUGGAGAACACUGUGAGGGGGACCUCAACGAAUGCUUGUCUGGGCCCUGCCACGCCCCCGGCAGCCUCGACUGUGUGCAGCUGGUCAACGAUUACCAAUGUCGCUGUCGCCUUGGAUACACGGGUCGUCAUUGUGAGUCCAUGGUGGAUCUGUGUCUGUCUAAACCCUGCCACAAUGGUGCCAUCUGCUCCAUGAACAUGAGCUCAGUACAUGGCUACACCUGCUCCUGUGUAACUGGCUUUACUGGGUUCAACUGUGGCGAAAUAGAAGGCUACAGUUGUGCAAAGCUACGUUGCCAUAAUGGUGGGCACUGUGUGGAGUCACCAGUUGGCCACCUGUACUGCCAGUGCCAGUCAGGCUUCAGUGGGCCACACUGUGAAAAUGAACAGAAGUGUCCAUGGACUUGCCAAAAUGGAGGAACCUGCGUCAAAGACCCAUCCAACCCAUACCAGUACUGCCGUUGUCCCAUGCACUUCUCCGGACGAUACUGUGAGAACAAACCACCCAUACCACACACCUGCCCGUAUCUGCAGUGUGAGCGGCAUUCAGGGGAUAAAGUGUGUGACGAUCAGUGCAACAACCACGAGUGUCAGUGGGAUGGAGGAGACUGCUCGCUCAACUGGAAGCAGCCGUGGGUGAACUGCACCGCCAGUGUUCCCUGCUGGGAUCUCUUUAAGAAUGGACGUUGUGAUAAGGAGUGUGACAACUCUAAGUGCCUCUUUGACAGCUUUGAGUGUCAGGAGACCCCACCGACCCCCUGCAAGUAUGACAAGUACUGCGCAGAUCACUAUGGUAACGACAUCUGUGACCAGAGCUGCUACAUGGAGGCUUGUGGCUGGGACGGCCUGGACUGUUCAACUGACACUCCGGCCAAAGUGGCGGAUGGCACACUGGUUAUCGUGGUCCGGCUGCAGCCUGAGGAGCUGCUUGGAGACUUAAGGGGUUUCUUGCGCUACCUGGGAGCCCUGCUGCAUACCAACCUGCAGGUGAAGCGGGAUGAAAAUGACAAACCAAUGGUGCGCCCUUACUAUGGGGUGGAGGAGGAUCACGGACAACAUGUACAGAGUAGCAGAAUCAAGCGGGAGAUGGAGGUUAUUGGAUCUGUGGUGCACCUGGAAAUCGAUAACCGUGAAUGUUCCCAGAGCUCUAUUGACUGUUUCUCCAACACUGAUGAGGCUGCGUCCUUCAUUGCAGCAGCACACAUCAAGGCUGAACUGCCUUACCCUCUAGUGUCAGUUAAAAGUGAGCCAGCAGCAGUUACACCUAAUACACCACUUCUGUACCUGGUUGGAGUGGCAGUGGUUAUUAUUCUGCUUAUCCUGGUGCUGGGGAUGCUAGCAGCAAAGAGGAAGCAUAAACAUGGUGUCCUGUGGCUGCCUGAUGGCUUCGUGGCCAAUAAAAAUGACAAGAGGAGAGAGCCUGUCGGACAGGAUGACUUUGACAUGAAGAAUUUCAAGACCCAGGAUGGAGCAAUGAUUGAUGGAGGUCAGAGUCAGAGAUGGCUGGAAGAUGAGGUCCCAUCCAAGAAACCAAGAACUGAAGACAAACCCUUGCUGCCCAUUGCUAUGGAUGGAGCUGUUGACCGAAGGGAGUGGACCCUGCAGCAUUGCAAGGCUGCUGACAUCACCCUCACUCCCCCACAGGCCGACCUGGAUGCUGACUGUCUGGAUGUUAACGUCAAGGGACCUGAUGGCUUCACCCCACUGAUGUUGGCAUCGCUGCGUAAUGGUGGAGGCCCAGACUGCAGCCUGCAUGGAGAAGAGGAGGAAGAGAGUGGAGGAGAUGAACCAGGACCAAGUGUCAUUUCAGACCUGAUUGCUCAGGGUGCUUCUUUGAUGGCUCAGACUGACCGUACGGGAGAAACAGCGCUGCACCUGGCUGCCCGCUACGCCAGGGCUGAUGCUGCUAAGAGACUGCUGGACGCUGGAGCUGAUCCCAACGCCCAUGACAACAUGGGCAGAACUCCGUUGCAUGCUGCCGUGGCGGCUGAUGCACAGGGAGUCUUCCAGAUUCUGAUCCGUAAUCGCGCAACAGAACUGGAUGGUCGGAUGAAUGAUGGCACUACUCCACUGAUCCUGGCAGCCAGGCUAGCUGUGGAUGGCAUGGUGGAAGAGCUGAUCCACUGCCAUGCUGACAUCAAUGCUGUAGACGACCAUGGCAAAUCCGCUCUGCACUGGGCAGCUGCAGUUAAUAAUGUGGAGGCAACUCUUGUGCUUUUGAAGAAUGGAGCCAACCGUGACAUGCAAGACAAUAAGGAGGAGACCCCACUGUUUCUUGCAGCCAGAGAAGGCAGCUUUGAGGCAGCUCAGGUUCUCCUUGACCACUACUCCAACCGUGACAUCACCGAUCACCUGGAUCGACUGCCCCGCGACACCGCUCAGGAGCGCAUGCAUCAUGACAUUGUGCGCCUGCUGGACCAGUACAAUUUGGUUCACAGUCCACACAAUGGGCCUAACCACAUGGGUGGAGGAGGAAACUCCUCUGUUAUGUGUGGGGCCAACGGAGCAGGCUUCAUUGGCAUGCGCCCUGGGCCACAGGGGAAGAAGAACAGGAGGGGCGGAGGUGGAGCAAAGGCGGGAGGUGUUGGCGGGGGAGCAAAGGAGCUGAAAGACAUGAAGGCGAAGAGAAGAAAGAAGCCUGCUGGAGGAGAAGGGCCGGGUGUAGGUGCUGGAGUGGGAGGAGGAAGUGGAGGAGGUACAGGAGGAGGAAGCGCGAAUGGCGUCAAGGCAGCAGGAGGACUUCCAGAGAGCUCUGUCACCAUGUCACCUGUUGACUCCCUGGAAUCACCACACUCGUACACAGGCGACGUGUCCGGCGCCGUCUCCACCACAGCAAACUCCCCUCCCCUCCUGAGUAGCCCGACCUCCAGACCAAUGCUUCCACCCGUCAGCCACAUGCUGGGACAGCAGCAGGGUUGGGUGGGCAUGACCAAGCACGGCUACAGCGGCCACAUGUUCGGCCUCGUACCGCACCAGAUGGGGGGAUCUCACCCUGGCAUGGGCCAACACCACAGCCAGGGCCCGAUGCUGACUCCCAUGAAUGUCACCAUGAGCAGAGAGCAGCUGCCGCCCAUUGUCACGUUCCAGAUGAUGGCCCCUGGAGGAGGGCAGGCCAUGUUGAAGCAGCCUCAGCCGGGGCAGGUACAGGUCACACAGUCCCAGGGGCAGAACCAGAAUCAGGGUCACUCCCAGCAGAGGCCAGGCCACCUCCACUGCUCCCAGAGCAUGAUGUACCAGAUGCCUGAGCAGAUGAGCAUGGCGCACGGGCUCUCCCACACCCUGCAGCACCCUCACACCGUCAGCCACGGAGGCCACAGUGGGAUCGAGGGCCAGUCUCGGCCGCUGCCUUCCUAUCCACCCAUGCAGAGCCCUGUGGAUAAGUAUCCCACACCCCCCUCCCAGCACAGUUACACCACCGCUGGCUCAGAGGGCAACCCCGGCCACUCUGCCCACCCACCCAGCGAGCACCCGUAUCUCACCCCUUCGCCCGAGUCCCCAGACCCUUGGUCGUCCUCUUCGCCACACUCCAACUCAGACUGGUCUGACGUCACCACCAGCCCCACCCCUCUGGGGAACCCCCACCAUGCACUGCCGUCUUCACACCGCACACACAUUCCAGAGCAGGUGCAGCUGCAGCCGCAGUCGCAACAGAUGCAGCAGUCCUCUCAACAGUCUCAGCUCGGAAACAUGCAGGUGUUUGCGUAGGCCGGUCAGAGGAAAGCAUAAACAGACUUUGGGGUUCUGUGUAGUUAAAUAACACAUAGUAACUCAUACAAUGCUUUCUCGCUUAUCUUGUUAAUUCUCUUUGUUCUUCAUUAUGAUAAUUAGUCACCUCCCCUUUUAUGUUUUCUUCUCCUCUUUGCACUUAAGAAAACUGUGUGUAUAGUUUCUAAAACGUCAUUGAGUAUCUCCAGCUAGAAAUCAAAGGUUCUCAAUACCAAAAACCAUGGAGUUAGCUGUGUGUCACGAGCUAAAAUCAAUUUCCAUGUAGUUCCUCCGAUCCCAGCUGAGCAUUCUCUGCUCUCUGCUGGCUAAGUCAAGAAUUUUCUAUUCAGCCUUUGGCAGCCAAACACAAACUGUUUAUUUAGGGAUCAUCUACGAACUGUCGACCAGAUGGUGGCCGGCUGGUAUUGCAUCAGAACAGACUGUUGAGAUGGACACUGACACAGGGCCGAGGACGCUCUGCAUUGAUAUUGUUGAUACUGUUUUGGAAGACAUUUUCAUUUCGUUCUGCCAUACGCUAUCCUUACUUGAUGUUUAAUGUGAUAAGCCUGCCAGUACUAACUCUUCGUCGAAACCAUUCACUCUACUUUUUUAAUACAAUGGGUCAAAUUCAGUUGAUGCUUUAAUUCAGCAAAACUACCUAGUUGUUGCCUUAUUGUUUUUUUAUUCAUGCAUUAUUUUUUAAUGUGCUAAAGGGGAAAUUUUCUAAAAUGCUGUUGCAUGACUAGAAUGACAAACACCAAGGAAAUUACAGAUUAUAUGGAAAUGCACACAGAUGCAUCUUGUAACAAAAUAGCUCUACCCUUGUGCAAACAACUUAAUGUAUUCACUGAAUUGAUUACAUUUGAUAGAUAUUAGUGUUUCCUGUCUGAACACAGGUUCAAUAAAUGCAGUUUUUACUUGCAUGUUGUAGGUGCAGUGAGAACACAGUGUAUUACCCAUGUUUUGAAAGCAGUUACUGUUACAGAAAUUGAAGAGUUGAUUUGAAAACCAAAUCAGAGUUGUUGUUUGGAUGCAAUUGUAUCAUUUCUUGCCACAGACAGUGCCACUGUACUUCAUUUGUUGUUGAGGGAUUCAUUCAGAAGCUUGACAAACUUUAUGCAAAUACAUACAUUAGUUUUAGUAUGUUGUAUGAUGAAAUGUACAUAGACUUACAGCACAUUCUGCUUGUUAUGACUGAGCUCGAUUUGGGGUAGACUUGUUAACUUUUAACUGUUUCUGUUUUUUUAUAUAAAUUCUGUUCGCACUUCUUGAAUGAUUCUGAAUGUUACAGAGGUGUCUGUUAUUACCUUUUUAAACUGCCUCUUACUAAAUGUUUUCUUUUCCAAAAUCAUUUAACCAGUUUUGCCUUACUUAACUACAAUCAGUGUAUCUGUGCACCUUUUUAAUUCUCAUGAUUCAUAAACCAAGUCUAGAGGUGAGUAAGGUUUAAUAAAGUAUUUUUUGUCUUCCUUCUUAAAGUUGAUGUUGAUCAUAGCUUUGUUUGACUGCUCUGUAAACACAGACAAUCAUUCACUGUUUUAUUUUUGAAACUUCAAAAAGGAACAUCAGUGUCUCUAAGACCAAAUUAAUUUUUUUCUGCCGAAAAUGAUCAUUAGUUUUUGCCCCCGUUUCAGUUAGUGUUGUGAUGUAUUAAAGACUUUUCGUUAAGUUAGACAUAUAGCACACCGAUCUGAUACCAAGACAUGUUCUGGUUUGAAUUACUACUGCAAGUGUCUGUGUGAACAAACCAAAUCAUUCACAUUUCAUCAAUAUUCCCAGAACCUGACACUUCAGUGCCUUUUUCUCUGUACUCAUGAUGUCCCUGCGGUUUCACAAAACACAUGUACUGUACAUUGAGGUGUCAGUCAGCAUUUUUAUUAAGAAUUGAGCAUGUCAGUUCCCGUUCAUAUGCAAGGCUAUGUGUCUAUGUUCUGUAUAUAAAAUGUUUUUAUUGUACUUUCCUCUGUUAACCAAAUAGCCUAUAAUAUACAUGUCAUAUGAAGUAGUUGUCACCAUGUUUGUAUACAGUAGAAGAACUAAAACUGAUGAUAAAAUCAGUUGUCUGUUGCAAAAAACCAAAUGAUCAACCAAAUGUGCUUACUGAAAUAAAGCCCAGAUCUUGAUAGA